GAGACCUUAACAUUUCUUUCUUAUCAUCAAUUACCAUCACAUACCACUUCAUCUGCUUUUUCUCAGAUUUAUAUAUAUACAUUUGCGAAUUGGGUGUCGUUUCUGUUUUCACUCUCAGGAAAAUCUCACAUAAUAGAGCAGCAGGAAUAUUUGAGUUUUCGACAAGUGAGUGAUGGCUAGUACAAGUGCAUCAACGUUGAUGUUGUCUUCCGGAACCUCAGAACAAAGUGGGGCACAUGGGGAAAAUUCAAACAUGAGCGAAGGGUUAGGGUUUUCAAACACUGAACCAAAAACCAUAUCAACUCCAAAGAAAAUUGUCCUGAAAUCCUCCGAUGGUGAGACCUUUGAGGUUGAGGAGACCGUGGCCCUAGAAUCCCAAACCAUCAAGCACAUGAUCAAGGACGACUGUGCCGACAACACCAUCUCCCUCCCCAACGUCAACAGCAAGAUCCUCGCCAAGGUCAUCGAGUACUGCAGGAAGCACGUCAAGGCCUCCGGCUCCGGCAAUGCCAACCACCUCGACAAAGACACGGCCGACGACAAGGCUCUCAAGGAGUGGGACGCGAAGUUCGUCGACGUCGACCAGGGAGUGCUCUUCGAUCUCGUCUUGGCGGCACAUUAUCUUAACAUCAAGAGCCUGGUAGAUUUGACAUGCCAGAGUGUGGCGGACAUGAUCAAGGGAAAGACUCCAGAGGAAAUCCAGAAGACCUUUAACAUCAAGGGACAUUUCACUCCGGAGGAAGAGGAGGAGGUUCGCAGGGCGAAUCCUUGGGCAUUUGAGUGAAAACAAAAAGGGAUGGGCAAUAUGUUAGUAUCAGAGGAUUUCCAUCUUUCUGAAAGCUGCUUCGUACGCAUUUCGUUUAUUUUAGUAGAUAUAUGUGGCGUCUGGGAUAUAAAAAAUCUGAACCAUCUGUUUUCGUAUUAAGUUGAACCGUGUGUUAUCUUUCCAUUGGCCGUGGAGUUAAGAUUCUUAAAUUGUUUA
This is a messenger RNA of Rhododendron vialii, 982 nucleotides long. RefSeq names its product SKP1-like protein 1A. Lineage: Eukaryota; Viridiplantae; Streptophyta; Magnoliopsida; Ericales; Ericaceae. Gene Ontology annotation, molecular function: cullin family protein binding. The coding region runs from base 173 to 784 and encodes 203 amino acids. Gene Ontology annotation, cellular component: cytoplasm; nucleus. The record is from RefSeq and is a predicted model, not a curated record. Gene Ontology annotation, biological process: SCF-dependent proteasomal ubiquitin-dependent protein catabolic process. The transcript has 3 exons.